AUGCCUGGCUUCGACUUCUCCAACUACAACCGCAAUGCGGCUCUCCACGCACAGGGUAUGCCUCUCCCCAAGGCUACCAGCACCGGUACGACGAUUGUAGGAUGCAUAUUCGAUGGAGGUGUUGUUGUACGUUUCUCUGCCAUCCCGCUCCGCCCCAGCAUGAAUCUAUUCCCCCAUCCCAUCAAACCUCCCCUCUCCAUGAUUGCCGCAGACACCAGAGCCACCUCGGGCCCCAUCGUCGCCGACAAGAACUGUGAGAAGCUUCACUACAUCGCCCCCCAGAUCUGGUGCGCCGGCGCCGGCACCGCCGCCGACACCGAGUUCACCACCGCCCUCAUCUCCUCCCAGCUCGAGCUGCACGCCAUGUCCACCGGCCGCAAGCCCCGCGUCGUCACGUGCAUGACCAUGCUCAAGCAGCACCUCUUCCGCUACCAGGGCCACAUCGGCGCCUACCUCGUCGUCGCCGGCGUCGACCCCACCGGCACCCACCUCUUCACCGUCCACGCCCACGGCAGCACCGACAAGCUCCCCUACGUCACCAUGGGCAGCGGCAGCUUGGCCGCCAUGAGCGUCUUCGAGUCCAAGUGGAAGGCCGAGCUGACCCAGGAGGAGGCCGUUGAGCUCGCCAGCGAGGCCAUCCUGGCGGGUAUCUGGAACGACCUGGGCUCCGGCUCGAACGUGGACGUCGCCGUCAUCACGCCGGAGAAGACGACGCUGAAGAGGAACCUGAUCAAGCCAAACGAGAAGGUACCCAAGCAGCAGAGCUACAAGUUCGCCAGAGGCACAACGGCCGUCCUGAACGAGAAGAUUAUCAAGAAGAGCGAAAUUGGCCGGUACGUCAGUGUGCAGGAGGUGCCCCUCGAGUCCGACAAGAUGGAGGUGGAUUCUUAG
Messenger RNA from Clonostachys solani, 891 nucleotides. The record is from the annotation of a GenBank genome assembly. NCBI's taxonomy places the organism in Eukaryota, Fungi, Ascomycota, Sordariomycetes, Hypocreales, Bionectriaceae.